AUGAUAGACCCCUGGCUUGAUAUAUUCCCGAAAACUGCUCGCAAUAUUCUAGAUGAGAUGGAUGCCGUUCUAGGAUAUCAUUUAUCUCGAAUCAUAUUGCACGGUCCGAACUCAGUUCUAAAUAAAACCGAAAACUCCCAGCCUGCUAUAAUGACCACGUCAGUAUUAAUCCUUCGGAUACUCGAAACCGAAUUUGGUUUCGACACGAAGUCCCGUGUAGAUGUCACCCUUGGACAUAGCUUGGGCGAGUUCUCUGCUCUGGUUGCUGCAGGGUAUCUCAACUUCGGCGAUGCUCUCAAAUUGGUUCGACGUCGCGCCGAGAUUAUGGCAGAGUGUACGCGGCAUGCGUCUCAGUUAUCCGGCGAAUGUUAUGGAAUGGUAGCACUGGUGUGCGAGCCUAAUCAUCUGGAGGGGCUGCUCACGACUAUUCACGAAUUUCUUGGUCUUGGGUCCCCUGGGUCAAGGGAUGACUCCAGCUACGAGAUGCCCCCAAUCCGACAAGUCAUGGUUGCAAACGUCAAUUCUAACAACCAGAUAGUUCUCAGUGGGAGUAUCGAAAGAAUCAGAACACUUCUCGUCCAGCUUCGCCAAUUUGGUGGCCACGACCCACGGGCGGUGAGAUUGAAGAGCGAGAGCCCAUUCCACAGUCCCAUAAUGGCACCAGCGGCCGACUACAUGAAAGGCGCACUUGAAAAAAUCCCGAUUACCUUUCCAGCACUGUUGCCUUGUGUAUCAAAUGUCUCUGGCCUACCUUUCAAUUCCAAGGAAGAUCUGAAAUUCUUAUUAUCCCGCCAAUGUGUUGACACCGUGAGAUGGUGGGACAGUAUAAGAUAUUUAGAUAAAGAUCAAGGUAUAAAGCGAUGGGUCGGCAUAGGACCUGGCAAAGUCGGGAGAAAUUUGGUUGGCAAAGAGGUUGGAAAGGUAAGGACCAAGGGAGGUGGUGUUUGGGCUAUAUGUGAGCCUCGGGAUCUUGAGGCUACGAUGACCGCUCUUGAGCAAACCGAAAAUGAAAAUAUGUAA
Messenger RNA from Aspergillus wentii DTO 134E9, 1020 nucleotides. Its product is annotated as ACP S-malonyltransferase. Gene Ontology annotation, biological process: fatty acid biosynthetic process. NCBI's taxonomy places the organism in Eukaryota, Fungi, Ascomycota, Eurotiomycetes, Eurotiales, Aspergillaceae. The record is from RefSeq and is a predicted model, not a curated record. The coding region runs from base 1 to 1020 and encodes 339 amino acids. Gene Ontology annotation, molecular function: [acyl-carrier-protein] S-malonyltransferase activity. The transcript has a single exon. Gene Ontology annotation, cellular component: mitochondrion.